Molecule: messenger RNA, 1182 nt
Organism: Raphanus sativus (radish)
Lineage: Eukaryota; Viridiplantae; Streptophyta; Magnoliopsida; Brassicales; Brassicaceae
Product: probable protein S-acyltransferase 19
Exons: 3
Coding region: 412-1011 (199 amino acids)
Source: RefSeq, a predicted model, not a curated record
CGAAAACCAUAAUUAUGGUGACGAACACAUGGGUGUUUUCGUUGCUCUUCCUUCGGCGGAUACUGUGACGAUCGGUUGUCCUAGCCGUUUCUGUAACUCUGAAAGCGUUGUGAUUUCUCCGUCUUUAAUCUCAUUUAAUCGAGCGUUGUUCAGUCGGUGAUAUUGUGUAUAAAUAGUCCGGUAGGUGUUCAUCUGUUGGUUGAGGCCAGGCUGCUGCGAUCCUGGGAGACUAGGAAUGUGAAGCGUGGUGGUGAGCUAAUGUGGAUUGAUUUGCUUUCGUAGAUGUUAACAGGAAUGGGAAAGGCAGAGGAAACUGUAAAAACAAUUCAGCGUUGUUGAUGUUUUUCGCGAGGAAUCUUUGCGCAUCUACAUACAUAUUUGCCGAAUCUUUGCGAGACAGAGACCCACAGCAUGAGCAGUUUCAGCAGUCCAAGUCACGUUCACGAAGCCGUCUCGCUUAGUCCUCUCCCUCAGUAUCAUACUGCUGCCCCCCGCUUUGCUGCAGGGGCCUCAUCGAAUGCUCCAAGGCAACCUCUCAAUCCAGCAACCAGUCACAUGAUCCACUCAACCUUUGAUGAAAAGGUAAUGCAGAAAGGAAACAAGGCGGAUCCAUUGUUACACCAUGCUCCUGCUCCUGCUCCGGCAGCUUCUCUUCUGAGAGAUGUGAGAAGAACAUCAGUUGUUUGGGACCAAGAAGCAGGUAGAUACGUAUUAGUACCUGCUACAACAUCUGAGGCAAGAACCAGAUUAACUUCGCAUCACCAGCCAAUUCCUAGCUCACACACUCAGAAUCCAAGAUCAGUUCUUCCACCUCAAGAUUGUUCAUCAGGGAAAGCUCCUCCUCCCCUUCCUCCACCUCAGCAAGGAGAGAGACUGAUGUAUACAGGUGACUCUAUCUUCUUUGGAGGUCCGCUGGUAAAUAUCCCGAACAGAGAUGGCCUAAGAAACGAAGGUGACUCGGGAAGAGAGGGGCAAGACAGAAUGACAUUGGCAUUACCUUUGAGUAUUUGAUUAUUGAGAGGUAUGCGGAGGACUUAAUGAGGUAGAAAGUAGAAAUCCUUUGUGAACAUUUCUUCCACGGGUCUAAGCCUUAUCUUACUUCAUUGCUUUGUAUUCGCUUAAAGGACCAGUUUGUAUGACUCCAUCAAUCUGACCUCUUGAUUUUAUGAUCAUUACUUUAGA